This is a messenger RNA of Dimorphilus gyrociliatus, 1912 nucleotides long. The record is from the annotation of a GenBank genome assembly. NCBI's taxonomy places the organism in Eukaryota, Metazoa, Annelida, Polychaeta, Dinophilidae.
AAGGAAAACCCCCUCACUACUAGCGCUUGUAAACAAAUGAGAAUAUGAGAAAAUCGACCGCAAAUCGUCGAAGUACACCGAAACAACCUGGAUCAGCUAGAUCAAAGGAUGAAAUUUCUUUAAGGGAAGAAGAAUACAAAAGAUUAAAUGCUGAAUUGGAGGCAAAAACAGCUAAAUUAGUCGAAGAAGCCGAAGCUGUAAUUGCCCAAGACUAUUCAGUUGUCUCAGAUACAAAGCAAUCAUUACUAUCAAAAAUCGAUUCAGAUGAUCUUCUAGAAUGGGAUGAGGAUGCUUUAAGUACUCGAAGGCCUAGAUCAAAUUUAAAAAAGUCUAACAAAAGUUAUCAAUCAGAUGCCGAAGGGGAUAUCUUUGUAACAGAAACAAGAGAUGAAGUGUAUAGAAACGCCAUUGAAAAAUUACAGAAUCAGAGUUAUGAUGAGAAUGAAACCAUUGAAGAUGUUAUGCCAGAAGCAGCUGGACAAAUGGGCUCAGAAGCUCAAAUUCGAUUCUUAAAAGCUAAAGCUAAGGCCAUGCAGGAAGAACUUGAUAUACUAACUGAAGAGUGUUCAAAUAAAAAAGAAGAAAACACCGAACUAGCUUCAAAGUUAAAAACUUGUGAGGAAGAGCUUAGCAGAUCUAAAAAAUCUUUAUCCAGUCAUGAAGCAACUGUAAGAAAGCUAAACAGGAUCAUAGAAGAAUCAUCGGCAACAUCCGAAAGACUAAAUCAGGAAUUGUCAUCUCUAAAAUCGGAAUACGACCAGCUAACUAGAUCACAGAAGAAAAUGAAUAGUGAACAAGGUGCCGUUGAAAUUCGUCUACGUAGAGCUUUGGAAGAGGUCGAAAAAUAUAAAUCAGAAAUUAAUAGAGCAAAAUCAGCUAGAAAGGAAUCAACGGAAGCAGAUAAGAGGAGAAUGAAUGAAUUAACUGCCGAAAAUAGAAAAUUAGAAAAACAAAAAAACGAACUUAUGAUAGGAUUUAAAAAACAAAUGAAACUGAUAGAUAUACUAAAAAGACAAAAAAUGCAUCUAGAAGCGGCAAGAAUGCUUGCCUUUACUGAAGAAGAGUUUGUCAAAGCUCUAGACUGGGAAGGUUAAUGUUAUUUUAAAUUGUGUAUUUAAUAUUCAAUUUCCUGUUUCAAUAAUAAUAUAAAUGAAAUAAGUUGCGGAUAAUUACGAUGGUUAUGAGUUAUCUUUAGGCAAUAGGAGUCAAAGUAAUUUUUAUCAUAAUGAGAAGAUUGUUUUACAGCUUUUGAUGAAAAUUCUUCCAACAUUUUUAAUGCUGCUUCUUUCGCGUUAUCUUUCGAGAUUGUUGAACAGCUUAGAGAUCUUUUAACAAAUCUUUUGGAUAUACCUAAUUUUACGAAAAAUGUCGAACUAGAAUCCUUUUCAGAGGAAGAAUCUGCUUUACUCGAAAAGAAAUUUUUCAAUCCAGUAAAGAAGCUUUUUGCCUCCUUUUUUUCAUCUUCAUUAUUCAAUUUUUGCUGUAUUUCAUAUCGAUCGCUAUUUGAAUUUCCAACGAGUGUGUGAUACUUUUUAUUCUUUUUAUAAUUAUCGAUAAAAUCUUGUAAAUCCUUACUAGAUGAUUUUUUUAUAACGCAAUCUUCUACAGUUGACGAAGGCCAUGUGUUCCUCCUAACAGAUGUCGCACACUGCUCCUUCAACUUUUGAGAAGCUUUUAUACUUUGUUUAGCCAAUCUUGAUUUUAAGUCAGCAAUGAAAAAAUUACAUAUUUUCGUAUCUUUUACAUCAAUAAGAUAGUUUUUUAGGAGUAAUUGAAAAACAUCAAAACCUAUUUCGUAAUAGGCAACAAUAACAUCAUAAACGGUAACUUUCAACUGAAUUCCAUUCUCUAAUAAUAUUUUAAAUAAAUCGUAUCCACAGUAUCGAUUAUCAAUAGCAAUUUUAAAAUUAAU